This is a messenger RNA of Zychaea mexicana, 1965 nucleotides long. RefSeq lists its product as uncharacterized. The coding region runs from base 99 to 1859 and encodes 586 amino acids. The transcript has a single exon. Gene Ontology annotation, molecular function: protein binding. The record is from RefSeq and is a predicted model, not a curated record. NCBI's taxonomy places the organism in Eukaryota, Fungi, Mucoromycota, Mucoromycetes, Mucorales, Lichtheimiaceae.
CCUUUUCUUUUCUUCACUUCUCUUCUCGAUCAGCACACACACACCUUUCUUUCUUUCUUUCUUUCUUUCUUUUCUUCCCGGUGUCCUUACUUUAAGAAAUGGCCACGGGAAAAUACAACUUCAAGGUCACUAUAGGAGACGAAACCCGACGAUUUUCUUUGCCAGAGCAGUAUACUUCAUGGCAUACUUUAUGCGCAGUCUUGCAGUCUUCGUUCCAGCUCUCGAACCCCAAUGAAACCGUACUGUACUAUCGUGACAGCGACCACGACGUGAUCACUCUGUCGAGCGACAUGGAGCUCAUCGAGUUGCUGCGUCAGCCCGAAGCUUCAUCCAACAUUCGUUUGUAUGGCCAGCGUCAUCAACAAGAUAACAAUUCAAUGGCGUGGGUGUUUGCACCCGAAGAAGCCGACCUUCAGCAACAACAACAAAAAGUGAAUCUUGCAGACGAUAUAACAGAUGCUGCUACGCCUUCUCCUCGAUCGGCGACACCAGUUGCCGCUACCACUGCUGCUGGUGGUGGUGGCGCAAACAGUACUUUAGAAGCUUCAGCAAAUGUGAACAACGGUGUCGACUUUACAGCAACAUUCGAGCAGCUUGGCAAGUUGAUGGACCAGUACCGUGAAGUUAUCCAGCAAAAUGCCGAGGUCAUGCGGGUAAUGAGUCAGAUGGCCAGUACGAUAACCAGCACCAUUACCACAAACACAAAAAUCGAUCUGGGUCCUCUUGAAUCAUGGUUGGCAACACUUGUGCCUUCUACUGGCCCUUCUUAUCCUACACACCAUCAGGCUGCCUCCGCAGCAACCACUGCCACAGCUCAAUCGAAUCUACAGCGUUCACAAAGCGAUGCAUCAUCAACAUCAAGGCAGCCACCAUCAUCAUCAGCACCGCAACAACAGCAACAACAACAACAAUACUAUCCUACGGAUAGUCUGUAUCCACCGCCAACAGCACCCGACGCUGGUUCUUUUUCACAAGAAAAGAGAAAAGCUGACGAUACAACAUGGAUCACACCACCAGAUGAAGAUGAUGAAGAACGCGACCCACCAAGCUAUGAAGACCAGUUCUUUUGGGAUCGAUCACAGCAGCAACACAUGCAUAUGCCACCACCGCCACCGCCACCACCAAUGGCUCGUGGAUACAUGGAACCGUCGCUCUACCCACCGCCUCCACCAUGCACAGGUCCAUUGUGGACCCGCGUUUUGAAAUCGGUUGGUUCAUCUUUGGGAACGUCGUUCGGUUGGAACACGCCCUAUGCUCACUAUCACCAUCAUCAUCGCUACUAUUCGCCACCUCUUCAUCAUAUGCAUCACCCGCCACCACCAGCUGGUAUGCAUCCACCACCACCGCCGCCGCCUCCACCACCAAUCAUGCCACCUGUGCCACCGAUGCCACACUGGGGUGACCGUCAUAAUCACCCCCAUCAUCGCCAUGCCAACAAUCACCAUCUCCACCAUCGACCGUCGUGUUCGUCAUCCAAUUUCGGAGCCGAUCUCUUUGUAGCAAAACGUGAAGCGCUCCUCCAGGAUCACCCGGAUCUCCGAGAUUUGAAACAAAGGCAACGUCAAGUAAAACAAAGUCAACGUCAAGUGAAGCGUGACAUGCGACAACUGCGACGACAACACAAGCAAGAGAAACGGGCGGCGAAACGAGCGGCUCGUAAAGAGAAACGCAGGGCCAAGAGAAAGCAAAAGGAGACAGCAGAGAAGGAUGGAUACAGCAGUGACUCGAGCACAUCCACUUGGUCUUCGUCCAGCACAUCGUCAUCCGCGUCUAGCACAUCUGCAUCGGACGCAGCGGCCCGAGACGAUUUAGCUCACAGAGUCGAUCGUUUACGGUUAUUCAAUGAGGACAAGAAAUAAAAACCUUUUUUUUUUUUUUUCAUAUGCUUUUUUAUUUUUUUUUAUAUCAUGGAACUUGCAAUAAAACUCCGAUUUGUCUUAAUAUGAAUUGAAGAUUAUAUCAGCU